CAAGAUGAUCAAAUCCUUCAAGCAAACAUUUCUGUCCCUGGAUCUGCAGUCCCCUCGGUGGAGCUCAGCAGAGACUGUGGCAAAGGAUUACGAACUGCGUCAGUAUGAGACAGCCAAGUGGGUUAGCACUGUCAUUAGGGGAGAGACCCAGAAGGAGGCGAUGCGCCAGGGCUUUUGGAAACUCUUCCACUACAUCCAAGGGAAGAACGAGAAAGAAAUGAAGAUUGAUAUGACUGUCCCAGUGACAUGUCUGAUAAAGUCUGGCUGUGCAGACUUCAAGGUCUCUUUCUUUUUGCCAUUUGAACAUCAGGACGCCCCACCACAGCCCACUGACUUGGAUGUGUUUGUUGAAGAGCGAAAGGGAGCAGGCAUCUUUGUCAGGUCCUUUGGUGGUUUUGCCUCACCAGAGAAAUAUGCAGAGGAAGCUGAAGUACUGGCCAGAAUCCUGAGAAACAGAGGCCAGCUAUUCCAUGAAGACUUCUUCUACACUGCAGGCUAUGACAGUCCCUUCAAGCUCUUCAACAGGCACAAUGAAGUGUGGUAUUUUAAGAAGUAAUACGGGGCAGGGGAAAAACAGUAAGAAGCUACUAAUUAGUUCUGGAUGAGAACAGGCCUCAUUAUCAGCUCUUGCUUUAAUGCAGAAGAGACUAAAUUUGCACAUGGACACAGAAGCAUCUCUAAUGCUUUUUAUUAGGAUGGAAGACUACUCUGGCUAAAAAGAUCUUCAGCUCUCCUUUUACAACAUGAAGCUUAAAUUCAGGUAGCUCAUACCAGUUUGGGGAGUUGGAUGGAAAUGACUCAAUUCCACUCCUUCUACUGAAAUUCUGGGGAAACCUUGUGAUCCAAAUUGUCCUGUAGUAAUUUCAGACCUCUAGUUUUACUUCUCAUUAGAAGUGCUAUACCUGUAUUGUUCCAGCAUUAUGGAGAGUGAGCUCUUCACAGAGCUGACUUUUCCCAUAUUGAUCUCACUCUUGAGACAACACAAAUAGGGGGAAGUACAUUAAAGCACUUUUAAGAGAAGAAACCUGUCAUUGAGUUUUGGAAAGCAGCAAUGCUGUAGCAGGCUCUAUUGCCUCCUAAGUAUUAGUACUACCUUUUUUUUAAUAGGGUUAUCAAAAUCCCCCAUCUUUCUGCUCAUACUUUUCUUCCCAGCAGAGGCUGCAUGCAGUCCUACUCUACACUAGCACCAGUGACCAAAUGAGACUGAGAAGCCAGGGGAGAACGGUUAACACCGUCUAAGCUGUAUGCUUACUUCGUGUACAUCUACUGUAGGUUCAUAACAGACUUCUUGCCUUUAUGGUACUUUCAUAGUUUCAGUUCUUGAAAUAUACAAGCUGCACUGUUUUAUAGGUGAAAGAGCUAAACAUUAAGUGCUACUUCAAUUACUUAGCUAUGCUCAAAUCUAUGCAUGAUUCAAGCCAACUCUACUCUGCCUUAACACUAGCAAUAAUGGUAUGUCCGACACCCCGCAAGUUAGAAGACACCUGUAGAACUCCUGUUUUCCUUACAUUGAUUUCCUCUGCCCUAAUUCAAGCUUUUGAAGCUUUCAUAAAAUAGCCUGGAGCUUCAACAGCAAGCUAUUCAAGUCAGAAAGCAGUUCACAACAACAGGCAGAGUUUACAAGAUUUUAUUGGCUCCAAUCAGUAUCAGGUAUUACCACCAAAGCCCUGGCUUUUUUACUGCUGUUCAUGUAGUGUAACCCCUUGUUCUGCAAUCUUCCACCUAUUAAGACAGACACAGGAACUGUUAUAUAGGGCACCAAACUGACAAGAAGCUUGCUGGGAACAACUCAGACCUUAGAUUUUCAUCUCUGUUCAGAGAGAGAGUUCAAGCUAAGGUUGUAAUCAUCACUUGUUCCAGCAACAGAAUUUCCAUAUUGCUGCAGUCAGGAAUACUCACCUUUUUGGUUCCUCAUACAGUAGUUUCAAAGCUGCCUCCCAACCUAAAUCAAGAAAACAGGCUUAACAUAUGCAGUAGCACAACUGCAAAAAGCUUCCUUCAGCAACUAUGUAACCUCAGAAAGAAUGGAACGGAAAUGGGUGAUAUCACAGCAAUUCAUCUGGCAGAAUCAAAUUUCAUCACUGGCUACAAAUAUUCCCCAAAGUUCUUUAGGAAAAAAUUAAUCUGUUGUGUGAUCUUACCUAAUUAAGUGGCAGACAGAACAGCCCUUUCCUGAGGAAGAACAGAAUUGCUUUAGAACAGCGAACAUCACUAUAUGCAAGUCUAAUUAUACAUCUAUGAAACCGUAUUUACCAAACUAAUUACAGCUUAAAGGAGGCUACAUUUCAGGUGCUAGCUGGCAAGAGCUUCAAAUCAUAGCAUGUAAGUAGGAUUUAGAAAGCUUACAAAUCCUAGCUGAAUUUGAAAUACAUAAUUACUAGCAUUAGGAGACUAACAUUAGAAGAAUCAGGAAAAAGCAUAUAGCCACUAGUUUGUGAUACUGCCCCUCCCCAAAGUCUUAUUCAAUUACGAUGAGUUUUGGUACCUAAAAUACAAACUCCACAGAACUCUUAUCUUCAAAACCUAUCCUCAAAAGUGAAGAAAGCCAGUCUACAGAAGGAAACAAGUUUUUACAGUAAUCAGCUAGAACUUGAACUUAAUCCUAAAUUUGUGUACAAACAACAUAAUUAAGAUCAUCACUAUUUAAGUAAUUUUUGCCAGCUACAAGAAACAGCCUUUUCUUUUUCAAGUGCCUCAGCGUUGCACUGUCAGUGCAUAGAAUAGCCAGAUACAGACAGGAGUUGUGUGCUUGUUACUGUGCACUCUGCUGAACUAUGUCACCAAUGUUGUAUUGGCUGAAGUGGCCUCAUCACUGAUUCUGUUUCUUUACUACUUCCACUGUGUGAAGACAUCAAGCAAUAAAAGCCAUUUUCUUUAGUCA
This is a messenger RNA of Dromaius novaehollandiae (emu), 2881 nucleotides long. RefSeq names its product heme binding protein 2 (gene HEBP2). Gene Ontology annotation, molecular function: heme binding. Bases 5 to 556 code for a protein of 183 amino acids. The record is from RefSeq and is a predicted model, not a curated record. Gene Ontology annotation, cellular component: cytoplasm. The transcript is spliced from 4 exons. NCBI's taxonomy places the organism in Eukaryota, Metazoa, Chordata, Aves, Casuariiformes, Dromaiidae.